GUGUCUUGACCCUCCACUGCUUCUCCGUAGACAGUACUUAUGUGACAGAUUCUUCUUCAAAAUUGCCCAAAAUUCUUCCCAUCCUCUAAUUUCUUGUCUCACACAACUAUCUAAUCUUAUUUGCUCUUCCAGGUAUUGGUCUCAUAAACAAUCUCCAUGUCUGUAUAAUAGUUUUAAAAAAUUUAAUGAAGGUCCAAAAAUGUUCCAAUCUUCCUCCAACCCCAUGUUUGGUUUUGAUUAUGAGGCUUUAAUCUUUCAACCUCAAAUCAUUCUGAACAUUGGUAUUGUCAAGGGAGACCCUGCUGCAAAUGUACAGUUUAAUAAAAUUGUAGAGGAUAAAUGGAAAGGGUGGCUUACAAUAUUCACCGAUGCUUCUAAGGAGUCUGAAGAAGAAUGUGUAGGCUCAGCAGUAUGGGUCCCUCAGUGGAAAUCCUAUUUAAGCAUUAAAUCCCCACCAAAAACUUCCGUAUUCACCGGUGAAGCAAUUGCGAUUUAUGAAGCAGUAGUCAUGGUUAAAUCUCAUCAGCUCAAUCGAACUGUUAUCUUUUCCGAUUCUCGUAGUUGCCUUGAGGACAUUAUGAAAUUUCCAUUCCGUUCAAAAGAAUUACUUCCAAUUAAUUUGAAAACUCGUGAAGCAUUAUACAAUUGUCAUGCACUAGGUAUUGAAGUGGUCCUUGUUUGGAUACCUGGGCACUCUGGGAUAAAAGGGAAUGAACAGGCGGAUUUAUGUGCCAAGUGGGCCAUUCGCUCCAGCGGUUACACAACCGAUCAUUUGGCCUAAACUUCUGGAGCUCCUGUACACUGAAAAUGUGUAUUUCCCAACCCUGACGCUGGCAAAAUUGUCCCUGUUGACAGAAGCCAUUUAGGAGAGAAAAAAAAAAA
Molecule: messenger RNA, 882 nt
Organism: Pectinophora gossypiella (pink bollworm)
Lineage: Eukaryota; Metazoa; Arthropoda; Insecta; Lepidoptera; Gelechiidae
Exons: 2
Coding region: 200-781 (193 amino acids)
Molecular function (GO): nucleic acid binding; RNA-DNA hybrid ribonuclease activity
Source: RefSeq, a predicted model, not a curated record